AUGGCUUCGUCGCUGGGAGCUCGGGUUUGUAUUUUGUUUGUGUUCCUUCUUUGUCAACUCCUUUUUAUGGGUGAAUGAUUUUGGGAUCCGUGCUUGUUUCCGUGGGUUUGAUCGGAGAAUCGGGGGUUUUCUAACUUGUGGUUGCGGCUGGCGAUGUUUCAGGCUUCUCUUUGUGUGCCGGCCGCGGGUGAUGCGUCUUCCAGGAAGAGUGUAGGUUCUAAGGUGAGCUUGAUGCUGAUGCUGUUUUUGUUUUUGUUGUUGUUGUUGUUGCUGCUGCUGCUUCUGCGACUGUUGUAAUCCUGACACCUUGGCUUCUUUUCGUGGCAAACGAUGCGUUUAUUCGUUUAUUCAUUAUGCAUGUGGUUCGCAUACUUUGAAAACUUUUCUGGUGUUAUAUCAUUUGUUGGUUCACUCCUGGUUUCCUGAACCGCAUCCAUACUGUCUUGAGAGCCAAGUCAUAGCAAUUAUGCUCUCACGUCCAUCAAUAUUGCUGUUUUGUUAUUAUCAAACUUAUGUAGGUUCUGUGUCGAUGAUGGGACGUGCUACUGAAUUAGAUUAUAGUGUCUGUGCUUGCUCAGACGAGGAAGUUCCUGAUUAAUGGACUAACACUUUGUGGAUGAUUCAUUUUACUUGAUUUAUCUGGAUUCUUCCUUGCUGCCGCACUACCUUUUUUCUUGUGCUGAUACCAUCUGACUCUGUUUAUGAUUAUGUUUAUUUCGUCUGGUCAUAUGGUGUAAGCUUAGAACUUACGUGCCUUCAAUUUAUUGUGUGACCGCAUGAUGCUAAUUGCGAUUUUUUCUCAUAGGUUUUGCUUUGUUUUUUUUUUUGUUUCAGGCACAUAACCUGAGGUUUCAUGACCAGCGGUCAGUGUCUCUGUCAUUGUUAGGUCGGCAAACAACAAAACCAGGAUCAAGACCUCAGCAGAAAGUAUUAUGCUUGUCAGUACAGCAAGCUAGCCAAAGUAAGGUUGCUGUGAAUCCCCUGGAACUUGAGGACGCGAAAGAACCUCCUAUCAAUCUUUAUAAACCAAAGGGACCUUACACUGCGACUAUUGUCUCUGUUGAGAGGAUUGUUGGACCCAAAGCACCUGGAGAGACAUGCCAUAUUGUGAUUGAUCAUGGGGGGAAUGUUCCAUAUUGGGAGGGACAGAGUUAUGGUGUUAUUCCUCCUGUAAGAUCCUAUUCACCGUAUUAUGCUAGAAAAUAAUCUAGAGAAUUAUAAUCUUUCUCUCUGUUGUUUAAAUAGGUGGAUCUCUCUCUCUCUCUCUCUCUCUCUCUCUCUAUAUAUAUAUAUAUGUAUGUAUGUUUGCACGUCCUUGAUAAUAUUUAAUGUUUUCAGGUAAUUCUUUAUUCGGACGCAUUUCUCUUUUUUACUUCUGGUUGUAUAUAUAAGUUGCUCUUUACAAAUUUUCCAAUCUCAUGGAUUUCAUAUCUAUGUAUUGUUUCUUUGUGCCUCGUCAUUUCUGGCAUGCUGCAACCUUUUCUCACAAGAGGAGGGGAGGCCAUGUGCUCUGCGUAUGCUGUCAUAGGUGGAUUGAGUGAUUUUUUGCCUAAACCCCAUCUACGCUUGUUGUAAAGUGAUACAACCACUACAAGCAGUUGCCAGUGCCUGCUCCAGUUUUCUAUUCACUUUUUUUUUAACGUUGAUUAUUGCAUUGAGAUGGAGAAAAUCAAUGGAACGUUUUCAGUAAUCUGUGAAAUGCUGAUUCUACUAAGAGGAAACAUGAGCCUUUUUGUUUCUUCGUGGGUUAAAAUUGUUGCAGAAUGCGAAUGUUGGCAUUCGAUAUGAUCUUUGCAUCCAUAUGCUUUCCUGUGUUGAAAUCUAGAGUUGUAGCAUGUCACCGAGAGGGUUAAGAAAUGCUAUAAUGGUAUCGUUUACUUUCAUUUUACAGGGUGAAAAUCCUAAGAAGCCUGGUAUGCCCAACAAUGUUCGGCUUUAUUCAAUUGCGUCGACCAGGUAUGGGGAUUCAUUCGAUGGAAGGACUGCUAGUCUCUGCGUCCGGCGUGCUGUAUAUUACGACCCUGAGACUGGAAAAGAAGACCCAUCUAAGAAGGGCGUCUGCAGCAACUUUCUCUGCGACUCAAAACCGGGUGAUAAAAUUCAACUCGCAGGUAAAAAUCCCAAGUUUCAGAAAAUCAAGUAAUUUGCUAUACUAGGAAAUGGCUCCCACUUACGAUGCAAACCAGUGUUAGGCUCAUAUGGGGACCGUUUAGUAACAUUGCCUAUGAAUGAUAACAAUCGAUCCGAAAUCUUUUGGUCGACUCGCCUCGCCCAUGCUUUAUGGUUUAAAAAUCAUUACAUUUUUUUUCUUGGAGCGUGAAAUAAAUAAGUUCCUGAUUCACCAGGUAAAAGCUCGAGUUUUUUUUUUUUUUCCUCCCUUUUGAAACGUGAAGGCUCUCCAAUCAGCGCAAUAAACCUUCAUCUCUGGCUCUCUACAGCGUGUUGCUCUCUUGUUCCUACCACUCCAGCGAUCCUCUGUUCUUCAUAUGCUCCGUCGAAUCUUUAACAUGAAAGAAAAAAAAAAAAGGGUCGUAUCUGCUGUCCUAUUAUUUUCAAUUUAUAUCACAGGAGGUUUAUUUUUUCUUUUUUUAUUAUUAUUCUAGGACCCUCAGGCAAGGUCAUGCUGCUGCCCGAGGAAGACCCAAAGGCGACCCACAUCAUGAUUGCCACUGGAACCGGUGUCGCGCCCUACAGGGGAUACCUCCGCCGGAUGUUCAUGGAGGCCGUCCCUACGUUCAAGUUCUCCGGGCUCGCGUGGCUCUUCCUGGGGGUCGCCAACUCGGACAGUCUUCUCUACGACGACGAGUUCUCCAGCUACCUCCGAGACUACCCGGAUCACUUCAGGUAGAUUCCUAGGCUGAAAACCAUGAUCAUGCGACUGGGUGGCAGAUUGAUCGAAGUCUUCUUGUGAUGGGUAUGAAGAAUACGCUCUCUUCUCUUCUCUUUUCUUUGGGUUUUGGCCAGAUAUGAUCGGGCCCUGAGCAGGGAGCAGAAGAACAGGAACGGGGGGAAGAUGUACGUCCAGGACAAGAUCGAAGAGUACAGUGACGAGAUCUUCAAGCUCCUGGACGGAGGCGCCCACAUAUACUUCUGCGGGCUGAAGGGGAUGAUGCCCGGCAUCCAGGACACACUGAAGAGGGUUGCAGAAGAGCGGGGCGAGGCCUGGGAUGCCAAACUCUUGCAGCUCAAGAAGAACAAGCAGUGGCACGUCGAGGUUUACUAG
This is a messenger RNA of Spirodela intermedia, 3223 nucleotides long. The record is from the annotation of a GenBank genome assembly. NCBI's taxonomy places the organism in Eukaryota, Viridiplantae, Streptophyta, Magnoliopsida, Alismatales, Araceae.